CAGUUUGGGCUUUCUCAGUGUACUGACUACUGAGGGCAAUAGAUUCGAAGAACCCGAUGGGCUUCUAUAGUUGUUGGGCUUUGGAUCAAUGCAAGUCCAGAAGCUGGCAGAUUUUCAGCAGUCCGCCGCCCGAAAUCACAGCCAAUUUCCCUCCCCAUUCCCGACUGCUUCCGGCGAGAGAGCAAAGCAGAGCAAGGCGGCCUCCCCCUUCUGGCGCCGGCGAAUCAGAAACCAAAGCAGCUACAUAGAGAGUGUUAGAGAGGGAGAGAGAGAUGCAGAGACUGAAAGGUGGAUUGAUGAGAACAGCAAAACAGUACUGCUUGAAUAGAAAUGGGAUGCACUGUAAUCCCCACGACCACCGGAGCUUCUCUGCUCUCCCUAACUACGCCGCCGUAAACGAUGCUGAUCCCGAAGACCAGGUUUUGGUGGAAGGAAGAGCAAAAUCAAGAGCUGCAAUCCUCAGCAGACCCGACACUCUCAAUGCACUUACUGCUCCCAUGGUGGGUCGGCUCAAGAGAUUGUACGAGUCGUGGGAAGAAAACCCAAGUAUUGGGUUUGUGUUAAUGAAGGGUGGUGGCGGCAAGGCCUUCUGUUCCGGUGCUGAUGUUGUUUCCCUAAGCCAGAUGGUUGAUGAUGGGAACAUUGAAGACUGCAAACGAUAUUUUGAGACGUUGUACAAGUUUGUCUACCUACAAGCAACAUAUUUGAAACCACAUGUAGCUAUUUUGGACGGAUUCACUAUGGGAUGUGGAGCUGGAAUUUCAAUUCCCGGAAUGUUUCGCUUGGUCACUGACAAAACUAUUUUUGCUAAUCCCGAGGCUAAAAUGGGAUUUCAUCCUGACGCAGGAGCUUCGUUCUAUCUAUCUCGCCUGCCGGGUUACCUAGGGGAAUACUUAGCCCUCACUGGAGAUAAGCUUAAUGGGGUGGAAAUGAUAGCGACUGGCCUAGCAACUCAUUAUUCAUUGCAUUCAAAACUUGCUUGGAUUGAAGACCGGCUUGGUAAUUUGAUAACAGAUGACCGUGAUGCCAUUGAAACGUCUCUCGCACAUUAUGGUGUCAUUGUCCAUCCUGACAAGACGAGCGUCCUUCAUAAGAUAGAGAUAAUUGAUAAAUGCUUCUGUCGUGAUACAGUAGAAGAGAUUAUUGAUGCCCUGGAAAAUGAGGUGAAGACCUCUUACAGUGAAUGGGUUAAGGUAGCUCUUAACAGAAUGAAAGAAGCUUCUCCACUGAGCUUAAAGGUUACCUUACAAUCUAUACGAGAAGGUAGAUUCCAGUCUCUUGAUCAAUGCCUCUCUCGUGAGUAUCGGAUGUCAAUAGCAGGGAUCUCAAAAAGAGUUUCCAAUGACUUCUUUGAGGGUGUCCGAGCUCGGUUAGUGGACAAGGACUUUGCUCCAAAGUGGGAUCCUCCAACAUUAGCGGAUGUGAGUACAGACAUGGUGAACAGCUACUUCUCACGGCUUGAUGAAUUCGAGCCUGAGCUGGAGCUCCCAACAGCAACCCGCGAGCCAUACAUCUGACUAUCUGAGAAAGGGGAUUCUUUCUAAGGAAAAGACAGCACAUCAGACAUCGACCUUAUUCUUCGACGAAAAAUGCUUGUUGAUGUUGUAGAACCAUUUUAUGUAUAAUUUACUUUCAGGCCUGGAACGUGAUCCUAUGGCCUGGUAUCGAACUUCUUAGAGAGUGGUAUAAGAUCCAACAUAAUCUUCUCCUAACAACUCGAGUUAUUGGGAUCAACUAGUUUAUGACAUGGUAUCAGAGCCUAGAAUCAAAAGGUCAUGUGUUCGAAUCUCCACGACCCCCAAUAUUAACCGUUGAUGGGCAUGGUAUAAGAUCCAACAUAAUCUUCUCUCAACAACUCGAUUUAUUGGGACCAACUCUGGCUCAUGACACAAAUUAUUGGUGUCCUCCUUGAGGCGCCUCGAGUCUCUAGACUUGAGGCACAAAAAUAAACCGCCCAUCUAAGCAUAAGAUUUAACAGUGUACUUAUUGCUUAGUCGCAUGGAUAAUCAGGCAGGACAAUAAGGCAGUAUAUAGGUGAUUAUUGAUUAUGAAGCAUGCAAGAAAGUCAGUUAUCUAAGGAGUCAUAUUACUAUUUUCUACCCACCAUACUUGGUUAACUUGGAAGAGUCCACAAAUAGGGACGUAAAUGUUGAAAAACUAUAGUACAGGGAUGAAAAUAAACAUCAAUUUUAUUU
This is a messenger RNA of Linum trigynum, 2195 nucleotides long. Lineage: Eukaryota; Viridiplantae; Streptophyta; Magnoliopsida; Malpighiales; Linaceae. The record is from the annotation of a GenBank genome assembly.